This is a messenger RNA of Zerene cesonia (dogface butterfly), 896 nucleotides long. It is a transcript of the gene Hsc20, whose product is annotated as iron-sulfur cluster co-chaperone protein HscB. The coding region runs from base 157 to 819 and encodes 220 amino acids. The record is from RefSeq and is a predicted model, not a curated record. Gene Ontology annotation, cellular component: mitochondrion. Gene Ontology annotation, molecular function: protein-folding chaperone binding; ATPase activator activity. The transcript is spliced from 4 exons. Gene Ontology annotation, biological process: protein complex oligomerization; [2Fe-2S] cluster assembly. NCBI's taxonomy places the organism in Eukaryota, Metazoa, Arthropoda, Insecta, Lepidoptera, Pieridae.
GAUAUCAGCUAUGAUAAUGAUAUAUUUUUUAUUUACGUAUAUAUUAUAAUUGUUUGCAUUAUAAAUUGACGUUGAUAUAAAUAUUCAACAUUUGUCAAGUGAUACUAUGUCCAUGGUCAAAAUAUAUGAAGUCUAGUAGGUCUAACAAUAAAAAUUAUGAGUCUAGGAAGAAUAUUUAGUAAUUUGACUAGACAAAGUGUUUUUUUUAACAAAUAUCGUUUAAUAUCAUGUUGGUCAUGUGGUAAAGAUCAAACUAGUCUCAUAACGAACUUAUUCUGUUCGAACUGCAAGGCUCUACAAAAUCCCGAUGAUAAGGAUAAUUAUUUUAAACUAAUGGGAAUAAAUGAAACAUAUGAUUUAGAUGAAACCGAUUUGGCGAAAAGAUACAAAGAACUACAAAAAUAUUUACAUCCAGACAAAUAUGCUAAUAGGGAUCAAAAAGAACAAGAAAUAUCAGAAAAAUAUUCAUCGUUAGUUAAUGAAGCCUAUAAGACAUUGUUAGAACCAUUAUCGAGAGGUAUUUAUAUGUUACGCCUAAGAGGGAAGGAAAUACCUGAAAGCACAGAACUUGAUAGGGAAUUUUUAAUGAAGAUCAUGGAAAAAAAUGAAGAAGUUGAAAAUGCUGAAACAGAAAAUGAAAUUAUGAAAUUAAAUAAAGAGAAUAAAGCCAUUAUAAAAGAUCUGCAGAAAAGAGUCUCAACUGCAUUUUUUGAUGGUGAUUUAAAAAGAGUAGUGAAACUGCUUGGAGAAAUGAAAUAUUACACCAGUAUUGAUAACCAGAUAGAAGCUUCUAUAAGAAACAAAGGGAUAAUAAGAUAAAAUCAAAACUUAUAUUAAAUCAAUUUUGUUACUGUUAAUGUACAUGAAUACUAUAAAUAUUAAAAUUUAUUCUGUUA